GAGGCGAGGGAGGGGCAGGUGGGGUGGUGGUGAAGCGAUGCAGCAAGCAGAGACUCAGAGUGAGGAACCGUCUCACAGAGGACACACAGAGAACAACCAUGACAGCCUCCUGGAAGCAGAUCCUCCUGAUUCUCGCCUCCUGCAGACACAUCAGCACAAAAACCGCGAGUCCAACGCCCACGCCGCUGGUUCCAGAAGCUUCUUUACCAGCCAAAAAAUUCGAGCUGAAAGAUGCAAUCGAGCCCGAGACAAUCGAACUGCAUCACCACGUCAAUGUGACUCUUGAGUGCACCUGGACAGGUAAUCAGAACAAACUACCAAACCUACCCGGUUACUGGAGGAAAGAUGGACAGGAACGUCCGGAUAGUCACGUCACAGUGGAGUUGAAGAACGAUCAAUAUAAUAUCAAAGUAGUGCUCAUAAUUAACAGUGAGGAAAGCCUUGGAAAUUACUCGUGUGUGUUUGGAGAUGAGACCGAGAUGACGUUUGUUUUGACAGUUCCACAAAUUGGUGAAAAAAGGGAUAAGCCCAUAGUCAGCUAUUUGAGGGACUUUGUUGUGAUGACGUGUAAAAUGGAUAAUAAACAUCCAGAGCCCAGCACCUGGACCUGGUUUAAGGACAAUGGCACGGAAAAGGAGCAGAUUACUGUUGAUGUGACGCCUGGACACUACGAGAUCAUUAAUGAGAAAGAUGAGAAAACGUUCAAGACCAAGCUGAAGAUGAGAGACUUGAGUGAUGCUGACUCUGGUGUGUAUUACUGUGGUGCUGUCUACCCCAUUGGUAUCUCCAUGAGCCGCAUGGAGCUGAAGGUGAUCUCCUUCAUGGAGCCGGUGAAGCCUUUCUUAUACAUCCUGGUUGAAGUCGUUGUUCUGGUUGCUGCGGUCCUCCUCUAUGAAAGGAGUCAGUCCAAGAAAAGCAACACAGAAGAAAACGGAUCUACUGCUGACCAAAGGGACACAGAGCCACAGGGAGAUGCUAAAGAAGCAGAGGAAAGUAAUUCAGUGAGGCAGCGUAAAGCCUAAAGAUCAUGCCUGAGACCUCAGUCUAUAAAAUGCUGUGCAAUAAGCUCUAUAGCAAUAUUCUAUUGUUUAUUUUUGCAAUAUGUUUCCCGCCUUUCCUCAAAACUACAGUAGCCAUCACCUCCGACUGUUACACAAGUUUCCUGUUCAACUGGCAAACGUGUAUUUUUGAAGUUUUUGCACGGCUGAAAGCUUUGCUUGUUGUUCGCUCACUUCCUGGAGAGAUGCACGAGUGCGGUUAAAAGCAGACCAUGCAUCUUGUUGCUUUCCUGUCAAGACGAUAGUGGUUCUCAUCCUUGUUUCAUCUGGCUGUUUAAUGAGCUGUAGUUUGUGAGCAGUUUAGCUGUGCCUUACACUUCCAGAGAGCAACUAACUUCCCGCUGCCAGCAUCGGCGUUCUGUUUGUUAGUGACGUGUGUGUAACGGUCUCCACACAGCAGAAUGUUUCACCUAAACACCACUCUAGCUUCCACUGUACUGUUUAUGUGCAAAAGUCAGAUUAAAACUGCUGAAAUACCGGA
Molecule: messenger RNA, 1539 nt
Organism: Nothobranchius furzeri (turquoise killifish)
Lineage: Eukaryota; Metazoa; Chordata; Actinopteri; Cyprinodontiformes; Nothobranchiidae
Gene: emb
Product: embigin
Biological process (GO): dendrite self-avoidance; homophilic cell-cell adhesion; axon guidance
Cellular component (GO): axon; plasma membrane
Molecular function (GO): cell-cell adhesion mediator activity
Source: RefSeq, a predicted model, not a curated record